Molecule: messenger RNA, 240 nt
Organism: Prunus armeniaca (apricot)
Lineage: Eukaryota; Viridiplantae; Streptophyta; Magnoliopsida; Rosales; Rosaceae
Source: the annotation of a GenBank genome assembly
AUGGGAAAGACGAUAGAGAAGCGCGGGUCUCCUGGAUUGGAUGGAGACCAAGGCGCUGGCAAUGAUGGAGCAGGAGGGGCUGCAUUUAUUGGCGGAAUCGGCGCCGUGCUUGCUGAUCAUCAGCUACAGAAGGACCAGGGGUUGAAGCCUCGAGGCUCGCUACUCCAGGAGCCUCAGCCGGAGGCGCAGGUGGGCUGUCCAAAUCUGGAGUGGGAGCAGCUGCCGGAUACUUGUGCUUAG